UUUUCCAUCGCCCUCCCCUUAGCCGAACUCCUGAUAAAAUUCAUCACUCAGACUAUAUAACUUCCAACUCGAUCUCUUUUCCACUCAAACAAUUAAGAGAUAUCUUAUUCCGAAACAGCUGAUAGAUUUGAAUUACAUUUAUUCCCAUUGCUUUCAAGUUGACAGGUGAAAAUUAUUUUCCCCAACCUGUGACGCACGAUAACCCAGACCGCAGAAUUGGAACGCAACAGCCUGAAAGGGUGUAGAAAUAAAGCAUCAACUUCAAAGAGGUGUGUCUUUGUGUACGAGUUUUCGGGCAAAUAGUGAUUGAGCAUUUAAAACAACGCGCAUCCGUUUCCGAUUUCGCUCUUUUUUACAACACUCCUCUUCAAAUCUGUAGUCUGAGAUGGCGACAUGCGGCGUGGUUUCUAUAAUACCUAAAUCGAACCCUAAAUAUCUUUCGAUUGCUUAUUCGAUUUUGAGAAAUGAUAUACGAAGUGGUCAAGUUUGCUGGAAGUCUACAGCAGCUACAGUGGUAACUCCUGAAACGUCAACAACUUCAAAUGAUACUACGGAGUACCAAAAAGAUGUUCUAGAUUUGACGUUUGAAAAUGCCAAAGAUGCUUACAAGAGUAAAACCACGUGGGAACUGGUCCGAGCUCUCAUGGUUCUCAAAUUAUCUACUUACGAUUUCUUGGUGGAGAAUAACCAAAAGCUGCUUAAGUUUGGAAAACGCAUACUUGGCCGGUCACUGUUCAAUUCAUUGAUGAAAAAUUCCUUUUAUGGACAUUUUGUUGCUGGGGAAAAUGAACGAGAAAUACAACCUGUUAUUCAAAGAAUGCGCUCGUUUGGUGUAAAAAGCAUCUUGGAUUACAGUGCUGAAGAGGAUUUAAGUGAGCAGCAAGCUAGGGAAGCUGAAAUGAGUGGUUGCUUGUCAUCAGCAUCUGAAGAUGGAAAACUUGGUGAAAUGAAGCAGUAUCAGCCAUAUGAAGAGUUUGCUGAUAGACGAAAAUUCUGUCCUGUUGCUAGAACUUAUUUUUAUCUGGAUGAGGCUCAAUGUGAAAAAAACAUGGAGAUUUUUCUUAAAUGUAUUAAUGCUGUUGCAGGUACCACUCAAUCGACAGGUUUUGCUGCUAUCAAAUUGACGGCACUUGGAAGACCUCAACUUCUGAUGCAACUGUCUGAAGUAAUUGCACAAACAAGGAAAUACUUCAAAAAUAUAACUGGAGUUGAGCGUUCUAUGGCAUAUGCUAAUGUCACUCCUGAAAUACUAGAGCAUAAAUUGGAGGAUCACAAUAUAAAUACUACAAAAAAGGAGCUGAAAGAGUUUUUUGAACACAUGGACUAUGAUAAAAAGGGAUUAAUGAAUCUUUUUUGUUGGAGUGGCCUUGUUGACAUGAACUAUGUGAUAUCAGAUCUAUUUAAAGUUCCUAACAUUAAGAGUGGUAAAAUGGAACCUCUUAUAUCAGCUUUAACUGAAGAAGAGGAAGAAAUGUUUCGUAAUAUGAUGAGAAGAGUGCACCAUAUUGCUAAGAUUGCUCGUGAGAAAGAUGUUAGAGUAAUGAUUGAUGCAGAACAAUCUUAUUUUCAACCAGCUAUCAAUAGGAUAACUAUGGAAUUGAUGCGUAAAUAUAACAAGGAAAAAGCCAUUGUAUUCAACACUUAUCAGUGUUAUUUAAAGGAGUCCUACAACAGUGUUAUUCUUGAUUUAGAAUUGGCUGAUCGUCAGGGAUUUUACUUUGGUGCUAAACUUGUUAGAGGAGCUUAUAUGGAACAAGAACGUUUGAGAGCUCAGCAAAUUGGUUAUGAAGAUCCUAUAAAUCCUACAUUUGAAGCAACUACAGAGAUGUAUCAUAAGACACUCACUGAGUUGUUGGGCCGCAUUGUAACAAAAGGUGACAGAAAAACAGCUAUUAUGGUUGCAUCACAUAAUGAGGACACUGUUAGAUUUGCUGUAAAAAAAAUGGAUGAGCUUGGAAUUAAACCUGAACAUAAAGUAAUUUGCUUUGGACAACUAUAUGGCAUGUGUGAUCAUGUUAGUUUUCCAUUAGGGCAGUCUGGCUAUUCUGUAUAUAAAUAUGUCCCCUACGGUCCAGUAGAUGAAGUAUUGCCGUACCUUUCUCGUCGUGCUCAGGAGAACCAUUGUUUGCUAAAAAAGUCUGCCAGAGAACGAAAACUUUUGUGGAAUGAAAUACAACACAGAAUGAUCACUGGAAAUGUAUUCAAGAAACCAGUAGGAAACUACAAGCCUGUCUGAAUAUAGAUUUUUUGUUUGUUAGGUUUUUAAUGUAAUUUAUAGUUAUAAAUUCAUUGAGUUUUACAUGACCAUUGUGAUAAAUGUUCUGAUUUAAUUUUCUUCAAUACUUAAACGGUUACAGAAAUUAAAAACUCUUGUGAUUGUAAAAAGAAAUUUCUCCCCUCACUACUUGAAGUAUCGAACUUUAUUGAAUGAAAAGUUAAUGUGUGAUAUAUAUUUCUUAUUGGAGGAGAGAAAUAUACCUAAAUAUUGAGAGCUGACCAUGUCAUUUUAAAAAUUAUUUUUAAAAUUUGUAUAUAAUAAAAUUAAAAAGGCAUUUGCUUUUUAUACAAACAGCUCAAAAUAUAUUUUAUGAUAAAUAAUUACGUUAUUUAAAUUAAUAUAUAUUUUAGAUAUUUGUAAUAUGCAGUUGUCAAUAACAUGUUUUAAUGUUAGUUAUAUCUGUUAUUUACAUUUUAUGAAUUACUAAACCUACUCUACCAUUUUGAAUCUCAAAUUCCUACUAGGGAAAAAUAUGUUGUAUUUUAAGUUUAGCAUGCAUUGUUUUUUUUUAAACCACAUAUCAUCAUUUGACUCUUACUUUACUUCUGUGUCGUUUUUAAAGUUAUAAAAUACAUUAUGUUUUUGUAGACUUUGAGUAAAAACUAACAACUAUUUGUGUAAAUGAACUACCAAAUAAAGUGCUUGUUUGAAUUUU
This is a messenger RNA of Parasteatoda tepidariorum (common house spider), 2933 nucleotides long. RefSeq names its product proline dehydrogenase slgA. Lineage: Eukaryota; Metazoa; Arthropoda; Arachnida; Araneae; Theridiidae. The record is from RefSeq and is a predicted model, not a curated record. Gene Ontology annotation, molecular function: proline dehydrogenase activity; FAD binding. Gene Ontology annotation, cellular component: mitochondrion.